Labrus mixtus (cuckoo wrasse) is the source of this 2452-nucleotide messenger RNA. RefSeq lists its product as uncharacterized. The record is from RefSeq and is a predicted model, not a curated record. Gene Ontology annotation, molecular function: S-adenosylmethionine-dependent methyltransferase activity. NCBI's taxonomy places the organism in Eukaryota, Metazoa, Chordata, Actinopteri, Labriformes, Labridae.
UAAUCUGCAGCUGAGUUGUAAAGACUCCUCGCAUGAGAGACAGCUUUCAACCAGAAAGAAACAUUUUUAAUUAGCAAAUAGUCUGUCUUGAUUUCAUUUUUGUUUCUUUUUUUUAAAGUUGUAUGUUUGUAAGGUGAUUUUAAGCUGCUGCAUGAUUUACCCGUUUUCUCUUAAACUGAAAAACGAAGCUUGUGGAAGUAGGUCCAGGGUCAAAUGCAGGCAGGAGUGCAGAGCUCGAGAGUGUCCGGGCUGAAAUCCUACAAACUGGUUUAACAAUGGAAAGAGCAAGAAGAUAAGAACAUGGAAUAUAACUAAAGGUAAAAGAGGCUAAAAAAACAAGAAAAGAAAACAAGACUGAGCAAAAGAGGAGGAGAAAGGAGACUGUUUUUAUCUCCAAAACAGAGUUCAUGGAAGUUCAAUUCAGAGAGACAGAAGAGAAUUAAGGAAUAACGGAUCAACAUCACCAUGACGUACCGACUGUUCGAGGGGAAGGAGCAUGCUUCCAUCUACCAACAGUAUCGCUUUACUCCUCCAGAAGAGAUCAAGAACAUUAUUCUUCAGUACCUAGAUAGAAAGAAGGGACAGCCACAUGUGCUGGCCGUGGAUCUUGGAUGUGGGACAGGUCAGAAUUCCCGGCUGCUGGCACCCCAUUUCCAGGAAGUGGUGGGCAUUGACAUCAGUGAGUGUCAGCUGGAGGAGGCCAGAGGUGUACCAGGACACUCAAACAUUACAUACAGGGAGGGGACGGCAGAGGACCUUCCUUUUCCCGAUGGCUCUGUUGACCUUCUGACAGCAGCGUCAGCAGCUCAUUGGUUUGAUCGGUCAAGGUUUCUGGCUGAAGCGAGUCGAGUUUUAAAACCCAAGGGUUGCAUGGCUCUGCUGGGCUUCAGUGACACCAUCACCAGACUUCACUUCCAGGACUGUGGAGACAGACUCAGCCACAUCUACGAGGAGGUGAAGCAGGCUCUGAUGCCAUACACUACUAAUCCAGUGGCUGCAUGUGAGGGAAAGCUGGAAGAGCUCUACUCAGACAUCUGUUUUCCUGACAAAGAGAGGAUUGAGUGUAUUCGAGUGAAAAUGUCCCUCUCAGUGAGGAACCUGCUGGGUUUCAUUGAGUCCUUCUCCAUGUUCCAAGCUUACGAGAAGAAAGAUCCACAGAGGGCUCGAGACCUCCUGCUCAACACUCAGAAGAGGUUUCUGGAGGAGAUGGGAGUCACGUCUCCUGACACUGAAAUAGCUGGGUAUUUCUGUGUCUUGGCAUCAAAACCCCAAUAAUAAAAUAAAGUGACAAUGGAGGUGUGUAUUGAUAGUGACACUGAUAUGUUUGAUCUCAGAGACAUUGUAAUUUACAGUUUGAUGUCUUGUGUAAUGCAAGGAGAGUCAGUCAACUUUUAAUUAGUUGCAAUUAAAAUUCUUCAUACACUUAUUUUUGUCACAAGAAAUCAUUUUUGGACCACUCCAACUCCAGAUGUUGUAUUAUGUUGUUUUCUGUCAAUAGAACCUCUACUCAUAACAUUUUAUUAUGGCCCGACCGAAAUGAAAUUUUCGGGGCCGAUAUGGAUAUAAGGAAGGGAAAAAAUGAUACCGUCGUUAAAAUGAUACCGAUGUAUUGGCCAAUUAUCUUUCUUUGAUCUAUGUUCGAUCUGUAGAAAUAGAUUGAUAGAAACAUUUAUUGUGUUAAUCUCUUAAAUGCAGUUAUCAAAGAAGGAAGACAAGAUGGUCACUCAAAUGGAAAUUAACUGCAUAUACGUGCAUCACCGCUUGACAUUCAGAGGGUGAUAAUGCUUGUUCUAAUCAAUAUAGCACACUCUACAGAAAGAGAACUGCUAAAGUAAAAAAAAUGCUAUUUGAGUGUUGAUUAAAUCUAGUAAUAUUGGUGCAUAUCUGCAAUAAAACUACUGAAUGUACAUUGCUGAUAUACAGAUAGUCACAGAUAUGUUAAUAUCGGUUGGGCUCUUCUUUUUAUUGGACUCAUUCUACUCUAUUUUCUUUGUCCUAAAGAAUGUUUUAUUUUUCACUGAUUCUACCUCUCAAAUCUCCAGCUGAUACCCUGCAGACUUUAAUGCACACUGUGAGGUUACAUAACUGGAAAAAUAAAUUUGACCAGGCCUGAGACUGUGUUUUCACAGAAGGGGAGCUCAGAUGCUUUGAUUUAUAGUGUCAAGUGUUGUCAAGAGAAAGAUCUGCGUGGCACAGCUGGAGGCCCAUUUCCUUGUUUUAACUGCUUCAGUGCCCCUCCUUUUAUUCUCUGCUCGUUCUCAGAAGGUCAAACCAAGCGUUGACCUGCUGACAGUUCAUAUUAAACCUGUUAGAUGCAUUUUAAACAGAGCUGAAGUAACUUGUGAUCAGAGUACAGCUUUUCAUCAAGAAGUUAAAGGGGCACAAAUAUGUUGUUUUUUACUUAAUUAUUUCACAAACUACAUUUUUAAUCUUUAUAAUAAAGUAAUGAGAA